Messenger RNA from Temnothorax curvispinosus, 1553 nucleotides. RefSeq names its product protein ALP1-like. The coding region runs from base 164 to 1522 and encodes 452 amino acids. The record is from RefSeq and is a predicted model, not a curated record. NCBI's taxonomy places the organism in Eukaryota, Metazoa, Arthropoda, Insecta, Hymenoptera, Formicidae. The transcript has 3 exons.
GCACGCUGCGGCAGCAAAAUGUCACGUGAUUCAAAUUUUCUAGAACUGCUUUUGCUGCAUUCGCUGCUCAUGAAAAGAAAUAGCGGCAGCAGCAUAUUUAAUCUUAACCUAAAAUAUAUAUUUUUUUUGGUUGCGGUUUAAAAUUAAUUUUAACAGUCUGAUAAUGUCAUACAAUCAACAUCAAUUAUAUGAGUGGCACAGAACAUGUGAGCAAAUAAUUCAAAAAUAUAAUGUGGAAAACUUAAGAAGGCAAAAAAUUGCGGUUACGGCGACUGUUGGUGCAGUUAUAGCUUGGGCAACUGAAAUUUCAAAGAAAAAGCGACGUUAUAAAAACAAACGUACUUGGAUAACCGAAUUUUUUGAACAACGUCGACGAUAUGGGUUUUACCAUACGGCUUUACCUAUAUUAAAGUUAGAAGAUUUACGCUUUCGAAAUUAUUUUCGAAUGAAUACUAUACAAUUUAAAGAAUUAUUGGAAUUAGUUGCCCCAAAGAUUACUCGACAAUAUGCUAUUCGUGAACCAAUUGAAGCAGGACAACGCUUAUCAAUAUGUUUGAGAUAUUUAGCAAGUGGAGAUAGCAUGACAUCUAUGUCAUACCAAUACCUUGUAAGUUUAACAGCAGUAUCAAAAAUCAUUUCGGAAACUUGUCAAGCCUUGUGGGAAAUCUUAUCACCACUUGUAUUAGUACAAUGUAAUGAAAGUGCCUGGAAAGCAAUUAGUCAUGACUUCAAUGAGAAAUGGCAUUUCCCACAUUGCAUUGGAGCUAUAGAUGGAAAGCAUGUUAUCAUACAGAGUCCUGAAAAAUCUGGUUCAGCGUACUUCAACUAUAAAAAGACCCACAGUAUUGUACUUUUAGCUAUGUGUGAUGCUAAUUAUCUUUUCACUUACGUUGACAUUGGAGCAUUCGGUCGUCAAAGCGAUGGUGGGAUUUUCAAACAGUCUGAAAUGGGUCAAAGAUUUGCACAAGGGAAAAUGAAUGUUCCGGCUGCAGAUGAAAUUUAUGAAGGAAGUACUACAUAUCCAUAUGUAAUAGUUGGAGAUGAAGCAUUCCCACUAACUUCAUAUUUGAUGCGUCCAUAUCCUGGCAGAGGUGAACUAACGACUGAGAAAAAGAUUUAUAAUUAUCGAUUAUCUCGAGCAAGAAGAGUAAUCGAAAAUGCGUUUGGAAUACUUGCUGCACAAUGGCGAUUUUAUAGAAAAUCUACUAUUGCUAAAGUUGAUACUACUGAGAAAAUGGUAAAAGCAACAAUAGUUUUGCAUAAUUGGCUUCGUAAGCAAGAUUUGUCAAGAAGAGAAACAUUUAUAACACCUGAAAUGGUUGAUAGAGAAGGAAAUGAUGGAUCAAUAAUACCGGGUACUUGGAGAAAUAUAGUUGCAAGUAAUAAUUCUGCUUUCCAAGACAUUGCUGCUACUUCUACACACACGCAUACAAGAAUAGCUGCAGAUAUUCGAAACAAAUUCACUGAGUAUUUUUAUGAAGAAGGAGCCGUUCCAUGGCAAUUUUCACGAAUAUAUCAGUAAAAAAAAUAUAAGACUUUAAUAUAUACAUAUA